Molecule: messenger RNA, 153 nt
Organism: Trypanosoma brucei brucei TREU927
Lineage: Eukaryota; Euglenozoa; Kinetoplastea; Trypanosomatida; Trypanosomatidae
Exons: 1
Coding region: 1-153 (50 amino acids)
Source: RefSeq, a predicted model, not a curated record
AUGGGAAAGAAAAAAACAUUAAAAUGUAACGUGGCGAUGGGAAAACAAGAAUUUUAUCCACACAACCUUAUGGCUCCACUAUUUUCCCCCUCCCCAGCCUCGCGCACAAAAUCCUACCAAAUUGUCGCUGGUUACAUUCUUCACCCGAAAUGA